GGGGCGGGCUUGGGCGAUUCGGGUGUGGGCGGACUCCGGCUUUAUUGCGCCCUCCAUGCUGCUUCGCAAGGAGGGCGUCCGCGAAGCGAGGGUGGUGCCGCCCACCUCCCACGCCCGCUGCUUCCACACGGGCGUCGUCCUCGGAGCCGCGGACUCGGCUGUGGCAAUCAACAUCUGCGACGGACUGCGGGGCGUCAUACGAGUGGGCGACGCAGUGUACUUCCUAGAGCCGCUGGAGGAUAGUGCGGAGUAUAGUGAGAGUGCCAAUAGCGAUAGUGAUGAUAGUGACGAUUUUGUGGCGACGGAUUAUGAGAUAUUCGACGGCACUGAGCCCAGGCUUCACUCGUUCCGGCGGACGGCGGCGCGCGACCUGUGGCGUCAGGGACAAUACCACCAGCACCACCAACACCAUCAGCACCAACACCACCACCAUCACCAUCACAGCGAGGAAACGCCUGAGGAAAAUGAGAUCGACGACGAUGACGACGACGAAGCGCCCUCGUCUGCUGAGUCGUCGUCGUCGGGUCGUCAGAAGCGGGAGGACGUCGAGGUUCACAACUGCGACGCGAAGGGAAAAAGUUACAUCGACACACAUGAAGGAGUGGCCGCAGCCCCCCACCACCGCACGCGUCGCUUCCUGUACUCGCGGCGAUACACCAUCGAGGUUAUGGUGGUGAUUGACGGCAAGAUGGCGCGCUACCACGGGAAGCACGUCGACCAGUACGUGCUCACGCUCAUGUCGGUGGUGGCCCUGAUCUUCCGCGACGCGAGCAUCGGCAACCGCAUCGACAUCGCCGUGGUGGAGGUCCUGCGUCCGGAGCGGCAGUCGUUCGUGCCGAAGCGAUCCUACGAGAACAACGCCGAGUCGAUGGGCAAGUCGGCCGAGGAGAUGCUCAAGAUGUUCUGCAAGUGGCAGAAGCAGGGACUCAAGUACAACACCAACCACCCGAGGCGCUACGACACGGCGCUGCUGCUCACGAGGGAGAACAUCUGCCGCAACCCGUGGACCAAGAGCUGCGACACGCUGGGCCUGGCGGAGCUGGGCACCAUGUGCUCCAAGCACUCGUCCUGCUCCAUCGUGCAGGACAACGGCCUCUCGGCGGCCUUCACCAUCGCGCACGAGCUGGGACACCUGCUCAACAUGCCGCAUGACAACGACGACAAGUGCAAGCUGAUCCGAGGCUCCAAAGACGACAGCCACCGCAUGAACGUCAUGAGUCGCAUGCUGGACCACAACACGCUGCCGUGGGUCUGGUCCAACUGCUCCAGGCACAUCCUCACGGAGUACCUCAACGGCGGCCACGGGCGGUGCUUGGAGGAGGAGGCAUGGACCAACAAGCUGGUGGAGGAGAAGACGGAGCUGACGCUGGCCGGCGAGCUCUUCAACGCCAGCAAGCAGUGUCAAUACGUCUUCGGGAAGUCGGCCAAGAUCUGCCCCCACAUGCCUCCGUGCAAGCGGCUGUGGUGCACGACGGCGAUGGACGAGAAGGAGGGGUGCCGGACGCAGCACAUGCCGUGGGCCGACGGCACCGUGUGCGAGGCGGGCAAGUGGUGCCUCAGGGGCAAGUGCGUCGACAAGAACAAGGGCGCCAUGAAGAAGGUGGACGGGCAGUGGGGCGACUGGCUGCCGUGGAGCGCCUGUUCGCGAACGUGCGGCGUGGGCGUGCAGCGGUCGGAGCGGCGCUGCGACUAUCCGAAGCCCCAGUACGGCGGCCGCUACUGCACGGGCGAGCGCGUGCGGUACGAGUCCUGCAUCAUGAGGCCGUGCUCUUCUGGCGCCAUCGACUUCCGCACGCAGCAGUGCCAGGCGUACAACAACAAGAACUUCGGUUUGCCGGACAUUCCCGAGGAUGUGAAGUGGAUUCCCAAAUAUGCCAGCAUCCGGCGCGAGGACAGCUGCAAGCUCUUCUGCCAGGUCUACAACAACAGCCGCACGUACUUCCAGCUCCGGGAGAAGGUGGAGGACGGGACGCCGUGCGGGCCGGACACCUACGACAUCUGCGUGAACGGCGAGUGCCGCGUCGCCGGCUGUGACUACGUGCUCAACUCCACGGCCAAAGCGGACAGCUGCGGCGUGUGCAACGGCGACAACUCCACAUGCAAGGUCACCUCGGGCUCCAUCGACGAGAGUCGUCGCUACGGCUACUCCGACAUCGUGGUCGUGCCCGAAGGCGCCGCCAUGGUCGACGUCACGCAGAGGUCGUUCAACGAGCAGGCGGCGGAUGACAAUUACCUGGCGCUGGUGGACUUGGAAACAGGCGAGUACCUCCUGAACGGCCACUGGAUCGUGACGCCGUUCCAAAAGCUGGUGGAGUUCGGCGGCACCUUGAUAGAGUACACGGGGUCCAACUCCGGCACGGAGAGGAUCAACUCUACUAAACCUUUGCAGAAGAGGCUGCUCGUGCAGAUCUUAUCUGUAGGGAAUCUUAGCCCUCCUUACGUCAGGUAUAGCUAUACAAAGUCGAACUUAUUAACUUCGCCGAACUAUUAUUGGAGAUUAGGUGAAUGGAGCAACUGCACGGAACCAUGCAUUGGCGAGCGGCACAAGUCGGCCUACUGCGUCCGGGCCGACACGGGCGAGGCGACCAUCGACGAGAUGUGCCUCGCCCACCCGCGCCCCGCCACGCUCACCGAGUCCUGCGCCCACACCUGCCCCGCCAGCUGGACGUACAAGGAGUGGUCCGCGUGCGGGCUGAGCGGCGGCACGUGCCUGCGCAGGCGUGAGGUGGUGGGCUGCGUCUCGAGCCUCGGCAACAGCGUGGAGGCGGAGCGCUGCGAGGAGGACCAGCAGGCGACGGAGGAGGCGUGCCCCCGCGAGGAGUGCCCCUUCUGGCAGUACCACGAGUGGUCUCCGUGCAAGUGCGUGAGCGGCGAGGCGAGCGGCGAGCGGCGGCGCCUGUACUCCUGUCGGCUGCGCGACCGACCCAUCUCGGAGUGGGAGUGCGCGCAGCUGGAGGCGCCGAAGGACACUGGCAACUGCUCCUGCUGGUACGCCGAGGGAUGGAGCUCGCUGGGCGGGCCGCACGCCGGCUACGACAACUCGGUGGGCGGCGAGCACAAGCGGCGGCAGCACCCGCGCCACCGCCACCCGCCGCCCGACGACGCCAACGACAUCCCCAACGCCCUGCCCAGCGGCGGCCUCGACGACAAGGACUUCCUGGACAACCGCGUGGACGGCGGCGGCCACCGCUACGACGCGCGGAGCGGCAAGGAGCGCGGCCCCGGCGGCCAACAGCCGUGGCACCGGCCGCGCGGCUCGCACAGGGGCCAGCACCACAGCGGCGAGGAGGAGAGCAACAGCGUCGUGCAGGAGUACGACCACGACAGGCGCUACAAGAACAAGAACAACUGGCAGACCGGCGACUGGGGCAGGUGCUCCCGUGACUGCGGCGGAGGCCAGAAGAGGCGCCAGGUGGUGUGCCUGGGGCCGGAGGAGACGUGCCCGCUGGAGGAGAAGCCCACCGACGUCGCCUCCUGCAACAGCGAGAUCUGCACCGAGUGGUCGACGGGCGGCUGGGGCCACUGCCACACGCGACGGCCCCGCUGCGGGCGCGGCACGCAGCAGCGGCUGGUGGUGUGCCGCGCCGUGGACGGCGUGGAGCUGCCGGAGGAGCGGUGCCACCAGGAGGACCGGCCGACGCACGCGCGCCCCUGCAAGACGCCGUGCAACAAGGCCAGCGGGCGCGGGCAGCGCUACCGCUGGAAAGCCGGCGAUUGGUCCACGGUAAAGUAUAAGAGGCACCCCCUCCCCCCGCCCGGGCCCCACCCACCCAAAAGGAAGUUUAAAAACAAUAAAAAUAAAAAUAAUAACCGCAACUAUCAUAAUUCUGCAUCUGUGGGUCAGUCCUCCUCCUCCUCUUAUCCCUCUUCCUCCUCUUCUUGCUCGGAGGAGUGUGGCCGCGGUGUCAAACAGCGCGAAAUUACCUGUGUAGACACGGGGGUGAACAUAAAUCACGGAGGUGUCUUGUCAGGGGAAGUGCAGGUUCAUAGCGAUUACUGCUUGCGGGAGGGCCUGUCCAAGCCCAGGGAGAAAAGGGGCUGUAACACGCAGCCCUGCUCCUUCCGCUGGGCCUCGUCCGCGUGGUCUGAGUGCUCCAAGUGGUGCGACGCCGGCCUGCAGCUCAGGGACGUCGCCUGCCACACCGUCAACGCCCUCGGCUGGAUGGACCCGGAGCCCUUGGCGCAGGGCUGCAGCGAGCGCAAGCGGCCGCGCAACUCCCGCAAGUGCAACCUGGGCGACUGCGCAGGAGGCUUCUUCUGGAGGGUCAGGCCGUGGAAGCCGUGCCAAGCAUCCUGCGGCCAGAAGGGGCGGCAGAGGAGGAGCAUUUACUGCGUCGACGCCAACGAGCAGAAGACGAGGCGGUCGAUGUGCCCCAAGGAGCACAGGCCCAAGAGGAGGCAGAAGUGCACCGCGAGGCCGUGCGGAUUCACCACAUGUGCUGAGGUAGGAAGUCCCUUUAGGGUUGUGAGGACUUCAGAGACAUUACUUGCCAUGAACACUAUUGGAAACUUGUUCAACCCCGAGACGUGCCCCCACGAGGGCAAGCGCCGCUCCGACUGCGACUGCGAGACCGACGAGACCGACCGAUCGGGCUACACGGCCUUCAGCAGGAUUCGGCUCAACACGACGUCCCUCUCCGUGGAUGCGUACGACUUCACCUUCGCGCGAGCCGUGGAGGGGCGCCGCCUCGUGCCCUACGGAGAGGCGGGCGACUGCUACAGCAAGGCCAAGUGCCCCCAGGGAGGCUUCUCCAUCAACCUGGCGGGGACGGCGCUGGCGGUCUCCUCCAGGACCACGUGGCUCAGGAAGGGCAGCCACGCGGCGCACUGGAUCAACAGAUUAGAUGAUAACCAGAGAAUCCUCGGGCGGUGCGGAGGAUACUGCGGCACGUGCACCCCCGACCCGUCCAUCGGCAUCAAGCUAGGCCUGAGGGACGGUUGACCCCCAGACCGCGUAGAGGCUCUGAGAAGGAUCAAAUACUACUUCUAAGGUGUUAUAUGGGUUCGUGCUCGUGUGUGUCGCGUCCUCUGCUGAGAAGAAAAGGGGAGGAAAAUGAGUGAAAAAAAAGUAAAAACGACGAUUCAAGUUGCUCAUUACGAGAGAGAGAGACUUCUUGGGGCGAUGAAACGUCCAGAAGAUUCCUGAUAUUGUGCUCUGAAAGAAGGGCGUUUCUAGAGCGCCGAAAAACGCAGGAUCUAUUACCUUCAAGGCAUCUUCCCUUAACUGAAUGCUGCAAACAGAAAGCAAUAUAAACAGUGAGGUGUACUUGUAAACAAAGACAAUGAAUUUUAGAUGUAAGGCAACUUUUAGUGUAGCAGAAGUAAGACAAUAACAACCAAAUAUUUAAACACUGCCAUUAUGUUACAUGUAUGUAUUAAAAAAAAGUAAUAAUGAUGAUAAUAAUGAUUAUAAAAGAUCUAUGGAGAAAUCGCAUUGAUCUUAUAGCUCUCUUGUGUAAUAAAAGUGAUUCUGGAACACAGUCGCAGGAAUGCAUUCAAGGCAAAGAAAGACUUCUUAAAAACAAGCAAAACAAAAGAAGAAAGCAGGGUGGGGGAAUCAUUACCUUCUGGCACACACCAGCCUUCCUCUGAUCUCAAGAUAAAGGAAAGGGAGAGUGUAACUAAUCUCCGCUUUAAGGUAGUAUGGUUAUGUAAAAUUCGGAAGACUGACAAAGGGAAAUUUUCCGUAAAUAUAAAAGCAUGUCCAGAUUACUAGUAUGAGAUAGUUUAUACUAGACAGUCGAGAUGUUUUAGGUAUAUUGUCACAAAGUUAGACUCAUUGUUUUGCUUUGUCUUCAGCCAUAUUAAUUCAGUGCACUAAAGCACAAUCACAUAUAUUCAGCCAAGUGCACUUUUGAACAUCAGUAAAGAAAACACAAAGAUUAUAGACUUUUAGGAAAAGAGAUAUUGCAGAGCAAAUUAAGGAAUGCAUUUUAAUGGAGACUUCUGUUGUAGUUUACGAAUGUUAAUUUGGCUCUCGUGACAAUAUUGGCAUAUUUCGAGUAAACACCGUAAUAAAAGAAGACAUUAGUAAAUGAGUCAGAAAGGUUAAUGUAGCUAAAACAUCUUAGCUGGGUAGUUACUGUUAUCUUUCAUUUGAUGUAUAUUUCUUAGAAUUUGCCUAAUAGAUGCUAUUGAUGAAGAGAUCAUACUUAGAGUAAGUUGACUAUAAGUUUUAAGGUUGCAUUUUUCUUUUCUCUAGAGAGAUUUAAUUUUAAGAUUUUGCACUAAUUACUGCAUAGAAAUGUGAACAUGCUUUGAGUGUACUUUGAGUCUGGCAUCUCAGGAACGGCUCAUACGUUUGGGAAUAGAUGCUGUUGCAGAGAGAGAGAAAGAGAAAAAGCUAAAGAGAGAGAUUAGAAUAAAGAGUGAACUCAAGCUUCAUGGUCUGCUUGCUGUGUAAUUUGACUUGUCUCACUUGAAGGAUUCUGUGAGCUGUCUGCAACAAGGAUUCCUGGAGCAACCAUAACGAUAGCCCUGGUUGGCUGUGUGUCUUCCGCAAAUCGGUGUCUACCUUGAGUGUCCGUUUCAGGCAACGCCACUCCUCCUCUGCCAAUAGUAGUGCAUGAUGUGGCUGGUUCACGAAGCACCACUGAUUGACUGCCACUGACUGCUUUCUCUGCCUGGUUGGGCGACGACCAAACGGGCCCUAUUCUCUGCUGUGUUCCCUUGCUCUUGAUGUGUUUCUCUGAGAUCUGUUACUUCUGGUAUAUGAAUAUAUAUAUUUGAUGUGGUGUUUGCAAAUGCCUUUGGUGUCAUCAGGACUGAGUUUGGUUCUUUUGGAAGAAAGGUAGCCUUAUUUAUUCAUUCUUGAUGGUAUUUAUAUAAUAUACACGUCAUUUACUUCUUUGUAUCACUACUAAAUAGACCUAGAUUAGUAAUGUGAAUCUACACUGCCAUCAUUACAAUCAUCCAUCAUAAUGACCUAGCUCCUGCGAUACUUACACUGCCAGCUUUACCUUCAAAGUGUCUACUUUGUUUCCCCCAAUCACUGUCAUUCUCUGAAUCGAUCGCGGUCAUGUGACCCCAUUUGAUCCAUGAAACCCUAAAGGGAUAUGCCCUGAUUUGUACCAUUUCACACGAAGGUCUUUAUUGGUCCAAUGCGCUGCUCCUUUGCCACUGCGUCCAGACAGCUAUGUAGCUCUUGAUGGAAGUAUGACCCACUUCGAAGUCUCUGAUUUAAGGAGACUUUUACAGCAUAAGAAGUGGACCUAAACAUUAUGUUUCUCCUGAAUGCUAUUGUUGAUGCUCCUCAUUCCCACCGUAUCUAUGCAUUUUUUUAAAUAGGAAGGAAGAAUAAUUAUUGUCUUAUCAUCUCUCUGUGUAUCGACUUACGUGAUGCUAAGGUUUUGUUUUGGGUAUGUGCCUCUUUUGGCUCAAUCAUUAGCAUAUUUUUUUCCUACUCGUUGAUGGUGCCAUAUGAGUUUUUUUUUUCUUUUCUUCAAUGUUUUAUUUCUUAGGUUAGCUUUAUAUGUCUUGUUUCUGUAUCUUCUUUGUUUAUAUACAUAUAUAAGCUUUCAUGACCACACCAUGGACUAUCUGAACUUUUACUGAUAAGGGAAUUAACUUUUCACCAGGACUGUACAUUGCAAGUUUUUUUUAUAAGUAAGUUAUUGAUUUAGGCAACAGCACAUUAGUACAAAAUGUGAAUCAAUAUUUAAAAAUUAUAACGUGAGUAUUUUGCAGUGCUCUUCCCUAAUUGCAAUGACUGUUCCUUAAGGUUGUACACUUGAGUGGUCAUCAAAGGUAGAUCUGAAAUCUUUAAUAUAUAUAUGCAUACAUAUAUAUAUUAUAAACUGUCCUUCAGGUCAAUUUUAGUUGUAUGUGUUUAAUAUCUAAUGGUUGUUCUUUAAUAUUUUUUUGAUAUGAUUAUAUUUUUCCGAUAGUUCAUUUGCAAUUCGAAACACCAAUAUGCUAUGUGUUUGUUUCAGUUAAUGGAUAUUUAUAACAGGGCAUAGAAGAGCAGGCUUUGAUUUUAAGAAGAUAGGUAUACCGUGACUGUGUUAUAUUCACGCAUAUGCACCUUGCACUCAUGCAUUCAACACUUGCGUGCGCAACAUGCUGUACACACGAAGUGUUAUUGACAAGUAAAAUGUAUUGAACUUUAACUAACCGUGUGCUAAAAAGUAAAAAAUGAAUAACCGUAGAGAAUAUAAAUGAUAAAUUAGAUUUAAAAACAACACAGCACUUGACAUAAAUAUCCAUAAAAGAUAACGAGAUUGGCCAUGCAUGACCAUUCCAGUUUCAAUGACAUUUUACUCGAUUGUAGCUUUGUGUUUUUCUUUCUUUUUUUAGUUGUUACUUUGCUGUAUAUAUUGUAUAUAUGUGUACAUAUGUUAUACUGUUAGUUACAUGUAAUUUCCAGUGUUAAUCUAGUCAGUAUUUUUUUUUUUUCAUUAUUUUUUGUAUUUUUUGAAUUUCGUUUUUUUCUUUUCUUUUUUAAUGGUGAUGGCAUACUCUUUCUCUCUCUCUGUUUUUGUGCAUUUCUUUCAAUUUCUGAUAGCCUGCUAUGAAGAAAAGGAAUAUGAGAUGUUGGUAGGAAUAACGCACAAUCCCACAUGUUGUGAAGGGUUGAAAAUAUAAUUGAGAAUCUUUUUCCUGCACACAGCUAAAUGAGUAAUGUAGAAAGGUGAAUGUAUAACUACAUAUGAUUAAAAAAAAAAGUAGAACAAAAAUAGAAAAAAAAAACAAUUUAUAUUUCCUAAAAUGAGAAUCGUAAGAUUUCCAAAAUGCUCAUAUUUUGUAAUUUUGUACGUUGGGAAAAGAUAUAUAUAUUUGUAAUAACCAUAUGCCGAAAAAAAAUGAUUAUUAUGUGCUGAUAUUAAUGGAAAUAUGUGACAUACAUCUUUCCAAUAUGCAAUACAAUAUAUGACCUAUACUUCUUGUUUGUAGAUUUAUUUUUAUUUUAUUUUUUGUUUUCCAUCAGAUCCGUAUUUCUUUCGUCUCUGUAAUAAUGCAUGAAUCUCCUUUCGAAAUACUCAAAUAGUUGUCCCAAGCAAGAGGUAUGGCGUCACGAAAAUGCUAGGAUAAAAUUUGCGGUUCUGUGAGUCCAUGUCGCUUAAACUUUUAUUGUUACUAACGGGAUAUGAUGGCUGAUGAUGUUCUAUGCCUUGUCUCCUUUUUAUUUUUUUCUAAUGAAUUGUAACUUAUUCAAUAAAGUGAUUUUCUAA
Messenger RNA from Penaeus indicus, 9170 nucleotides. It is a transcript of the gene AdamTS-A, whose product is annotated as A disintegrin and metalloproteinase with thrombospondin motifs 9-like. Gene Ontology annotation, biological process: extracellular matrix organization; proteolysis. The record is from RefSeq and is a predicted model, not a curated record. Gene Ontology annotation, cellular component: extracellular matrix. Gene Ontology annotation, molecular function: zinc ion binding; metalloendopeptidase activity. The transcript is spliced from 27 exons. NCBI's taxonomy places the organism in Eukaryota, Metazoa, Arthropoda, Malacostraca, Decapoda, Penaeidae. The coding region runs from base 56 to 4942 and encodes 1628 amino acids.